Schistosoma spindalis is the source of this 837-nucleotide messenger RNA. NCBI's taxonomy places the organism in Eukaryota, Metazoa, Platyhelminthes, Trematoda, Strigeidida, Schistosomatidae. The record is from the annotation of a GenBank genome assembly.
AUGGCAGGAGUUUCGUGUGUGUUAUUGCUCAACUCAUCUGAAGGAAACAGUGAUCCACAGAUUCUUGAGAAUCUUAUGAAGAAAUUAGAACUUCUUGGUGCACAAAAGUGCGGUCGAAUACAUAUAGAAAGCGCAGUUUACUUUUCAAACUUUGCUAGAUCUCAGUGUAAAACAUUUCAAGUUCUCACAUCAACUGAAUAUCCAGCAUCAUGUUUUGUAUUCUCUGACAAUCAAACAGCUCUUGUUGCCGAUAUAUCUUUUCGUGAAUUCCCAGGGUGCUUAAAAGCCUUUUAUCAACGUAAAAAGAAAUUACAAGUUGAAGCUAAAGGAAUAAAGUAUCAGUUGGGUGAUUUUACAAUUAAUUUUAUUACGAUAUUCAUGGGACAGAGUGCUUCCGUUAAAGGAUAUUUAAUCGAGGUUUGUUUUCAUGCAUCCUGCAUGAUACAUUUGUGUCGUGAUGUAUUAAAAGCUUUUAUUACCCAAGUAUUACCGGAUAUUUGUCCACCAGCUAAUAGUUCAACAGAACAUAUAUUUAGCCCAUCAUUUUUACAAGCUGUUGAAACGGGCACAUUUGAUGCACCACGUUGGCCACCCAGUCAAUUAACUUUCCCAGUGGAAAAUAACUUCCUGCAAGAUGAUUCUCCAUUAUCUCAUGUUUGCGUUCGUCUAACAAUGACACAAUAUGCAGAACACAUCAACGUUGUUAGACGUUUAUCAAGGCAAUCUGUAAACACACCGAGUACGCUUUCUACAAAUGGUUCAUCAUCAUAUGCAACUCCUUCAAAUAUUCCGUCUAAUCAAGCUAACAAAAACAUUCCAUCUAACUAUUCAACAUAA